GCCUGCUCCGCCGGGCGCGCAGCGGGGAGAGCGCGUGGGCAGCGGCGGCGCCGGGAGCACUCGGGGCACCUCCCGCCUCGGUUGGCGGCGGCAGCGGCUGUGGCGGGGCUGCCCGGAAAACUUCUCUCGAGGGGUUUGUGCCGUUUCCAGUUAAGCCAGGGAAGAGAAUGUUUUGACCUCGAAUCCUGUGUUCAUUUCUGGGCCCCUCGCUCCAAGAAGGAUGUUGAGGCUCUGGAACGUGUCCAGAGAAGAGCAACGAAACUGACUUGAUAUUUGCAAGUUCCCUGACUUGACAGUAAUCAUCAUGGAUAGUGUGUUCUUAACAGAGGACAAAGCAAAUUCUAUAUUAAAAAGAUAUCCGAGAGCCAACACAUUUUGGGAAGAAUUAAAGCAAGGUGACAUAGAACAUGAAUGCAGAGAAGAAAUCUGUAGCUAUGAAGAAGCAAGAGAAGCAUUUGAAAAUGAGGAAAGAACGAAAGAGUUCUGGAAAGUCUACAAAAAUGGACUUCAGGGAGAAAGUAACACAGGACAUACCUGGUAUUCAUUUUACCUUGCGUUUCCAUUAAUCAUUGGCCUUUUUGUUAUCCUCAUUGUCAUUUUUGUCAUAUGGAGAUGCCUAUUUAAAAAGAAAAUGCGUAGACAGUCGGUGUACGUGCAUAGGGGAGCCCACGAAGCAAUGGGUGAUGGUGCUGUGGCUGAUGGCAGAGGUCCUCUUCCGCCGCCUCUCAGCAUUGUUCAUUCCCCACAGGAGGAAAUGUUUGAAGUCAGUGGGCUCUCUCCAGGAGGUCUGAGCUUUACAGAUGGACGGUCAGAUUCAAUAUCCACAAGGCUUUCAAACUGUGAUCCUCCUCCUUCAUAUGAGGAAGCCACUGGUGAAAUCAGUGUGAGAAGCGGUGAAACUGAACAGCAUUUAGAUCCACCCCCGCAAUACGAAGACAUUGUGAAUUCCAGUUCAGCCAAUGCAAUUGCCCUGUCUCCUAUUGUCACCAGUACCAAGUAAAGCAAGAAGAAUGCUAUGGACUUUUUAAAAAUUAUUAAUCAUUUUGUAGCACUUUAUCGUGGCUUAUUAUGCAUUUCUGUAAUUUAAUGGACAUGUACAAUGAUCUUCACUUUUGGUUUAGAUUUACUUGUUCUUUGGGUUUGGGUUUUUUUUUCCCUACAGCAGGUCUUAAAAGAUAGGGAAUCUGUAUUGAGAGUGUAGUGCAGGUACAAAUGUGGUGCUCUGUCAUACUUCUCCAAAGUACCUCCACUUUGAGGGAUAUCACUCAUUUUAUUCUGGAUGUUGUCCACGUUUCUUGCAAGAUUUGUGGACUCCCCUUCCCCUUUCUUACUACAGACUGUCAGAAUUGCCUGAAGUACGGAAUCCUUAACACUUCAGAUAGUUAUUUACACUAAAGGGGGUUGAUUUUGCAGUAUUGCCUCUUGUCUGAUUGAUUCCGUCUUCUCACUUGGAUUUUGUUACAUGCUGCACUAUAUCCGGGGCCCUUCCAAGGCUGGGUGCAGUAUGCCCUUUGUGUUCAAACCGGUAUCUCGUUAGAGUAUGCUGGCUUAAUAGCAAUAAUUUCAGAGUCCUAGCAGAAGAGAUGUAUUUUAAAGCUUUUGCUAUUACAACUCAAAAUUCUGUAAAUGUUUAGAAGCUAACAACUUGUGACACUAAUUAGUGAAUUCAAAUGUACUUUUUUUGUGUGUUCUGCCUUUCCUCUCUGUUUUCCUAUCUAUUUUUACUUCUGUAUUCUGAAGGUGAGAAGUGUGCACGUGUUAACUUCAUGAACUUGAAAGUUCAUGCAACAGUAAAUAUUGAAAUACUCAAGAGUAGAUAAAGUCCCGAUCAGAGUCUUCGUACCAUAGUUUUCAUUGGGACUGGGGUAUCAUCCAUAAACACAUAAACCCAAAGGUAUUAAUUUCCUUUCUAAAAGGGAAAACCAAGGAAAGUGUUCAGUAUGUGUGACUUUUUUUCACCCCCAACUAUGAAAUAAAAUCCCUUCCCUCAAAUCCAGAUAUUCUUUCGCUUCUUGCAUACUUACAUGUCCUGUAUGUGCACCUUGUAUUGGGGGCUGUGGAAAUCCUCUGCAGAGAAUAUAGAUACCAUUUUUCAACAAUGAAUGUUUAUUACUUAUCCAUCAUGACAAAGUGUUUAAGUUGCAAAAGUUAACAAUAUGUUAUAAUGAAACACAACUACUUAUAUUUUUCAUUGUUUCUAAGAACAGUAGUGGAUUCUCGGUAUACACAAGCCUGUUUUUUCACAACUCUUAGAUUAGAGGUGCUCAUCAGAGUAAGAGGUGCUGGGGAGCACAUCAGCCCAGGCUGGCUCUAGAAAUUGUGUGGCCACCCUGGCUCUGCUCUCUCCAGUUAUGAGCU
Messenger RNA from Cuculus canorus (common cuckoo), 2358 nucleotides. It is a transcript of the gene PRRG1, whose product is annotated as proline rich and Gla domain 1. Gene Ontology annotation, cellular component: extracellular region. Gene Ontology annotation, molecular function: calcium ion binding. The transcript has 5 exons. The record is from RefSeq and is a predicted model, not a curated record. Lineage: Eukaryota; Metazoa; Chordata; Aves; Cuculiformes; Cuculidae. Bases 305 to 1000 code for a protein of 231 amino acids.